Echinops telfairi (small Madagascar hedgehog) is the source of this 2202-nucleotide messenger RNA. It is a transcript of the gene MMP19, whose product is annotated as matrix metallopeptidase 19. The transcript has 9 exons. Lineage: Eukaryota; Metazoa; Chordata; Mammalia; Afrosoricida; Tenrecidae. Gene Ontology annotation, molecular function: metalloendopeptidase activity; zinc ion binding. Gene Ontology annotation, cellular component: extracellular matrix. The record is from RefSeq and is a predicted model, not a curated record. Gene Ontology annotation, biological process: proteolysis; extracellular matrix organization; collagen catabolic process. The coding region runs from base 102 to 1625 and encodes 507 amino acids.
AACUGGAGGUAAGAGCCCCUUCCUAGGCCUGCUUCCUUAGCCUCCCUGAAACCUCAGGGCAGACAACAUAGACAGUCUCUGGAGCUCCUGCCUGGUGGACCAUGAAUUGGCAGCAACUGUGGCUGGGUCUCCUACUGCCCUUGACAGUCUCAGGCUGGGCUGUGGGGCCUGCGGAGAACGAUGCGGCCGUGAGUUACCUGCUGCAGUAUGGAUACCUACAGAAGCCUCUAGAAGGACCUGAUGACUUCAACCCAGAAGACAUUACAGAAGCCAUCAGAGUUUUUCAGGAAGCAUCUGGGCUGCCAGUCUCGGGUCAACUGGAUGAGGCCACAAAGGUCCAUAUGAAGCUGCCCCGCUGCGGCCUGGAAGACCCCUUCAACCAGAAGACCCUUAAAUACCUGCUGCUGGGUCGCUGGAGGAAGACGCACCUGACAUUCCGCAUCUUGAACCUGCCCUCCAACCUCUCACCCCACGUGGCUCGGGGAGCCUUGCUUCAAGCCUUCCGGUAUUGGAGUGACGUGGCACCCCUGACCUUCCGAGAGGUGAAGGCUGGCUGGGCUGACAUCCGUCUAUCCUUCCAUGGCCGCCAAAGUAAAUACUGCUCCAGAAACUUUGAUGGGCCAGGGAGGGUCCUGGCCCACGCUGACAUCCCAGAGUUGGGCAGUGUGCAUUUCGAUGAGGAUGAACUCUGGACUGAAGGAACCUACCGGGGGGUGAACCUGCGCAUCAUCGCAGCCCAUGAACUAGGCCAUGCCCUGGGCCUCGGGCAUUCCUGGUAUGCCAAGGCCCUCAUGGCCCCGGUCUACACUGGCUAUCAGCCCUCCUUCAAGUUGCACCCAGACGAUAUAGCAGGGAUCCAGGCUCUCUAUGGCAAGAAAACUCCCGAGAGAGAGGAUGAAGAAGAGACAGAGGUGCCCUCUGUAGCCCCAGUGCCAACAGAACCCAGCCCCAUGCCGGACCCCUGCAGUGGUGACUUGGAUGCCAUGUUGCUGGGGCCCCAAGGGAAGACCUAUGCCUUCAAGGGAGACUAUGUGUGGACUGUGACAGAUUCAGGUCUGGGUCCCUUGUUCCGAGUAUCUGCCCUUUGGGAAGGGCUCCCCGGAAACCUGGAUGCGGCUGUAUAUUCUCCACGAACACAAUGGACUCAUUUCUUCAAGGGAAACAAGGUGUGGUGCUACAUUAACUUCAAGCUGUUGCCUGGCUUUCCCAAGAAGCUGAAUAGGGUAGAACCCAACCUGGAUGCAGCUCUCUAUUGGCCUCUCAACAAAAAGGUGUUCCUCUUUAAGGGCUCAGGGUACUGGCAGUGGGAUGAGCUCGCCCCAACUGACUUCAGCAACUACCCCAAGCCAAUCAAGAAGCUAUUUACGGGAGUGCCAGACCAGCCCUCGGCUGCAAUGAGUUGGCGGGACGGCCGAGUCUACUUCUUCAAGGGCAAACACUAUUGGCGCCUCAACCGGCAGCUUCGAGCAGAAAAAGGCUUUCCCAGAGAUAUUGCCCAGAACUGGAUGCACUGUCGUCCCCGGACCACAGACAGUACUCCAGCCAGUGGGGGUGCCAUUGCCUCAACCAUGGGUGACACCCUCUUUUCCUUGCCUGGUAACAUCACUUUCCGAGAGCCGAAGUAAGGCCUGAGGCAAGUGUCUGCUCACUAGAACUGGGCAGGCGCUACAGCCAGGGUCAGUCAUAAGAACCCAGCCAUUAAGUGUGUUAGGAGCACGGGCUUCCAAGAGGCCUCAGUUCUAGCCAGCACUCCCUGUACUUUUGCCCUGCAGCCUGGUGCUGCUGACGGUAGCUGGGUCAGACCCAGCUCCACCCAUUUCCUUCCUAGCCUCAUCCUCCAAAGCGCUUCAAACUGUGUCCUCUACAGCCUGGAGGACAGUGGUGGGGUGGGGAGCAAGUGUUGGUCGGGCCUCCGGCUAACAGGAGGCGGCAGCCUGGGAGGCUGGAUGCCUGUCCUGUUCUUUCUAGAUAAAGUACAAAAAAAAACCCAGAAUGGUCAGUAACUGAGCAAGUACUUUGAAGUCCUUGGGAAUCACAUUUAUUUAUCAGCAGGUUAAUUAAUCUCUUUGGGCUUCAGAUUUCCCAUCUGCACAAUGAAAGUCAACACCCCCCUCACAGGGAUUGCUGCAUUAAACCAGUCUAUAUGAAGUGCAAUGUCUGGCCACAUGUGUGCUAAUAAAGGUGAACUCCAUGUUCCCCAGA